Molecule: messenger RNA, 1597 nt
Organism: Nicotiana tabacum (common tobacco)
Lineage: Eukaryota; Viridiplantae; Streptophyta; Magnoliopsida; Solanales; Solanaceae
Source: RefSeq, a predicted model, not a curated record
GAUAAAUCUAGGGUAUUUUUGGGGGUUUUAUUUGUGAUGGUCCUUUGGCAUUUUAUCUAAGGGAAUAUUAUGUAUGACUAUAUUUUAACUCGUUUUCACCAUGGGGUACAUUUAUUGAAUAACCAGUCCCAAUAUACAAAGGGGAAUUAGAUGCCUUUUUUGUUGCUAUCGAUAAAGACCAUUUCAGUCUUGUUGAGUUGUCCACUUAUGCUGAAGACCUUGGGUAUACAGUUGUCGAAGGGUUUUUUCAUCAAAAGAAAAAAAUGGUGCAUUUAUCCAAGUCGUAUAUGAUUUUCAAUUAUUUAAAUUUGUGAAAGAUUUACAACAUGGUGAUAUUUUGGAUGUUUAUUUGCAUCAUGUGGUGAGUCAGUUUGAAGUACUCGAAAACUUAGUUGGUCUUUUAUGUGGGACAGAAGUAGGCGUGGGUGGUAAUGAACAAUUUAAAGUUAGGGCAACACCUAAGAGUAAUAUAAAUACUGAAGAACCUAUUGAGCCACCCAAGGAAGAGUUAGAAAACAUCUUAGAUCUCAAUGAUGCUCAAUCAAAUUUGAAUGGUGCUGAACCAACUCAUAAUGGUGAUGAACCAGAUCAUAAUAUUGAUGAAAAUGGAGUGCAAUCAGAUGUUGACAGUAGUGACUCACAAGCAGAUGUUCUUCCUAAAGAAGAUGAUUCAGAGGUUGUUGAUGAAUUGAGAUUUUUAAGGGCUGAAAGAAGGAGCAAGAGGCAAGGUAGGUAGAGGAAAAAACCAUUCGCAACAGAGGAAAUACCACUAGGAGAAGCAGGUAUUGAUAGAGGAAUUGAAGAUAUUGGAAGAAACAAGGCUUCCAGAUAUGUAGGUAAUUUAGGUGGGGAUGAGCAUGUUUAUUGUUAGUUCAGAGGCUGAUAGUGAAGAUAGCACAAAAGAGUUAGAUCCUGAAGCUAUUCCUGGUGUUGAUAUACCAGCAAGAAGGAGGAGUACAAACGUCAGGCUGAAAAUUGGAUGCCUUCACAGCAAGGUAGCCAAAUAUCACAAGGAGGAAGCCAACCUGUUGUAGUAAGAAGCUCAAGCCAAACUGCAACCUCAAACUCUAUUUGUGAUGAUACUGCAAGAGUUAGAAGGGUUCAUGAAGCUAGAAGCUCAAUUCAACCACCACCAAUUUCUACAGAUUCGUGCAAGCAUGCUAGAAGAAGAUUAGCUAGUCAACUUCCUCCAAAGGGUAAAGGAACUACUAUCCAAAAGAGAGGAAGGGGUGCAUGUAAAGGAGUUGCUGAAAAAGGAGGAGAAAAAAGGUCUAAAAAUGUUAGAUUUGGCAUCUACACAACUGCAAGUGGAACUCAAAUACUAAAUCCCGGAACAUCAAGCCAAAUAAUUCUAUCAGGUGGUUCAACUUAUAAGAGUGCAGCUCCAACAGGAAUAGAGCUUGGUUUUAAGGCUAGAGGCUUGAGGUGGAAGGGUCAUGAUGUUGUCACAACUUCCCAAUUGAAGCAGAUGAAGGCAAAUAUGAGCAAGAAGUAGUAUUUUAGGAACUUAUUUUUUGACUAUAUGAUUAUGUAGCAACAAUCAAUUAUCUAUAGUCAAGGUCUAUUCUUGACUCUAAGGUAGCAGCAAACUAUUAUA